Molecule: messenger RNA, 1323 nt
Organism: Coccidioides posadasii C735 delta SOWgp
Lineage: Eukaryota; Fungi; Ascomycota; Eurotiomycetes; Onygenales; Onygenaceae
Source: RefSeq, a predicted model, not a curated record
AUGCGGUCCGCCCAGGCUUUCGUUGUCGUUGCUGGCGCUACAGGUGUCGGUGCAGCCGUUGCUGUUGGUUUGCUAAAACGGGAUACACCAUCAUGUGCAAGCGCUGUCAACGACUACGCCUGCGAUCAGUGGCUGACAGACACCGACUGCUGUGAAAACACGAGUUAUCUUUUUGACAUUGGGGAAUGUCUCGACGAUAACUGUUCGGCAGAUGCUGGAUCUGACGCUUGGAAAAUUAUCACAAACGAAUGUUAUUCAGCCUAUGUCACAAUUCAAUGGGAUUAUGAUAUCUUAACAGACUUCCUCGCAACGAGAUCCGCGACGGAUAUCACCACGUAUAGCACAUCCUAUACAACAAUCUCCUAUACUUCUAUAGAAACAUCCGAAGAAGUUUCUGCAACUUCUACCCCAACGACGUCUUCGCCCGAAUUUACAACCUCACCAAUACUGACUCCAUCGCCCACUCAGUCACAUACUACCUCAUUUACAGAAGACGAUGAGGAAGAGAGCAGUAGCGGCAUAGACGAGACGACUACCAUAGCUAUCGCCGUGCCGUUGGCCCUUUUUGGAGGGCUACUACUAUUGCUACUCCUCUGGUUCGCGUUGCGAAGGACUGGCCAUGUCCGUACGAAGCCAAAGGUUAAGGAUAUCUGGUUCGCAUUUCGAAAGAUUAUCGGUCCCCUUACAAGGGCCAAAGUUAACGAACCGGAGGAGCCACCGGCCACAAAAGAAGAAGAUCCACCGAUAAUAUAUGAGAUUUGUGGCACAGAAGUCAGCAGAACGAACAGCAAUCAGUUUCUUGAGUUAGAAGCGUCCCCUGCAAUGCCUAGGUUCGACGGUGACUCGCUUAUGACUCCGAGGGUGUCUCGGUCCGAAGCUGGCUCUUCACAUUGGAAUACUCAGCCGACCGGGGAAAUAGACCUCGAUAGAACCUCAUUCGCAGGGUCUUCAAGACACCAACGAAUUGAUAGUGGCUCAAAGCUCUGUGCGCCGUUCCGGGCCUCAAAUCCGGAGUCUGUGAGCCCCAUGACUCCAUCAACCCCUCCUCCAAGACCGGUACGCAUGUCGGAUCCUUCGUCGUCGCGGCGCCCAUCAUUAGUCGACCCCCCGACUAGUCCUGUAUCCGAUCAAGGUAGCGAGAUAGACGGUCUGCUAGCAAAUCUAGCGGCAGUGGAGCAGCGGAGAAAGGAGCGAGCAUCACAGCUACAAAUGCUACAAGCAGAAGAAAUGGCAAUAAGAGAGGAGGAAGCAGCGAUAUUGGAGCAACUUCGGAAGAGAGCUUCAAUGAUACCAGAUGGCAGAGGGUCACCUCGGUCAUCAUAG